Emiliania huxleyi CCMP1516 is the source of this 1257-nucleotide messenger RNA. RefSeq names its product putative metacaspase protein. Bases 1 to 1257 code for a protein of 418 amino acids. NCBI's taxonomy places the organism in Eukaryota, Haptophyta, Isochrysidales, Noelaerhabdaceae. Gene Ontology annotation, biological process: proteolysis. The transcript has a single exon. The record is from RefSeq and is a predicted model, not a curated record. Gene Ontology annotation, molecular function: cysteine-type endopeptidase activity.
AUGCCCAAUUCCUUCACGGGAUGGAUGUGGGAGAGCAAGGCUGCUACGGCGGGAGACCGAAAGGUAGUCACCAAGGCGCUGUGUGUGUGCUGCUCGUACCCGAGCAACACGGAGGUCAAGGGGCUGCCAAAGUGGGCGUCCACCGGUAAGCAUGCACUUCCGGGCUGCGUCGGUGACCAAAUGCGGAUGAAGGAUAUGCUCAAAAAGGAGGGCGUAAAGGUGCGCUUCCUGACUGACCACAAGAAGCUCAGCAAGGAGAAGGACUACUCGACCAAGAAGAACAUCGUCGCCGAGCUCAAGAAGCUCGUGAAAUGGCUUGACGGCGCGAAAGAGGAUGGGCCGGUGCGCCAGGCGUGGUUCGUCUAUUCGGGCCAUGGGGUGAUCAAUCCGAAGCGGCCGUAUAGCCUGCUCCCGGAGGACGCCCCUGACCCCGGCGGCCACGGCUUUGUCAUGCUAGAGUCGAUUGUGCCCUGCGACUACUUCACGACGUCUGAGCUUCUGAGCGAGGUUGAGCUGGAGGAGACGUUGCAGGGCUUCAACGAAAACGGCGCUCUCCUCGCCUUUAUGGACUGCUGCCACUCUGGCACCAUCCUCGGUCUCCCAUGGGACCUCGAGCUGGACGAGAGCGGCGAAAUGGUGGGGUGUCGGGCGCCCCACCCCGAGGCGAUCAUUGAGCGCUACUCCAAGUGCGGCCGAAUCCUGUGCAUCUCGGCGGCGCUCGACGCGGAGGUAGCCUACGAGACCAAGGCCGGCGGCGUCUGCACGAACGCCUUUCUCGAGUCGCACAACAAGGGCGACCCGCCGGCAAAGGUGCUGAUCGCCAUGAACCAGUACGCGAGGGACCACUACAUGAAGCAGACCAUCAACAUGUCGAGCAACGUCGAGUUCACGGACGCGGACGCGGCCGUCAUCGCCGGCGGCAUCCCGCACUGGAGCAGGUCCCUCGGGAAGAUAAUGAGCGCACCUGCGGCACUGGCGCGCUCGCUGGCCCCCAAGCCGCAGCCGGUGGUGGAGAGGGCUGUGGCGUUUGAGAAGCACCCCUCUGCCGGCGCCGUCUCCGACUUUCUGUACGCCACGGCCCUGGCCCGCCACGCCGGCGAGUGCGGGGAGAGGGCGCUCGAGAUCGCGUCCCAAGGCGCGAGCAAGGCGGCCCGCCUCGCGAGCACGGGCAAGGCGCCCGAAGAGGCGGCGGACGAGGCAAACACCUAUGCUCGCGGGCUGAUUGACGACGGCGUCGCUCGCCGGCGAGGGUUGUGA